AUGGCUCUCACACUAGACGGCAUCAUGACUAUUGUGUUUGGUGUCUUCAUGGCCAUCAUGUCUCUUGUGUCGUUGUGGCAGGCGGCACACUUCGCCGCACGUGGUCAUCGAACUCGCGACCCUCGAGUCAACAGCUUUGAACUGGAGGCAUGA
Molecule: messenger RNA, 153 nt
Organism: Fonsecaea pedrosoi CBS 271.37
Lineage: Eukaryota; Fungi; Ascomycota; Eurotiomycetes; Chaetothyriales; Herpotrichiellaceae
Exons: 2
Coding region: 1-153 (50 amino acids)
Source: RefSeq, a predicted model, not a curated record